AUGAUAAUCGGAGCGAUCUGGGAUCAGAGCACUAACACUUGGAGAAGAAAGACCAAUAAAGAACUGCUUACAGAAACUGGUCAAUCAAUAUCCCAUGAUAUGAAGGCACGGAGGUUAAGAUGGACGGGGCAUGUAGCUCGUAGCAAUCCAUCUGGAAGCCUCUACAUAACAAUGAACGCCUCAAUAGAAGGCAGAAGACCACAACUAAACAUAGCCAUUACACGCACAGGGAACAAGCCUGAAGACACGGCUGGUUUGAAUACGCAGCGAAUGGAAGCGCUAACCCCAAUUACGGUGGACCGAAAGCGUGGAGCCAUGGGAGAGCUUUCUAUAGAUUACACUUCUACAAGCAACUUCCCUAUUUUGUUAACAUUGGCAAGAGCUAAGUCUAAACUUAUCCUCAACAAAAGAUGCCUCACUUAUAAAUUUAGCAAUGUAAACAACCAUCGUACAGUACAAUGGAUGGUGAAGGCCAAAGAUAAACAAAAAUUCACAGCUGCUGAAGCUGAAGAGGGAGGUGCUCUUAACCAGCGCACUGCGUGGCGUUGGUAUUUAGAGGUGGAGAUACGACGUUGGAAAGGAAGAAGGGCUCCGGGGCGACCAUUAAUGGAUAUUGACCAAAUUCUACAGGAAACUGUUUAG
Molecule: messenger RNA, 642 nt
Organism: Nezara viridula (southern green stink bug)
Lineage: Eukaryota; Metazoa; Arthropoda; Insecta; Hemiptera; Pentatomidae
Source: the annotation of a GenBank genome assembly